CCCGAGUUCAUCUGUUUCCUCCGCUCGAGUGCCAUGCACGGCCUCAUUCACGUGAUUUUCCGCGGCUUCGUGGUGGACAAGUUCGGCGAGAGUGCUUGGAAGGAAAUCCUGAAGAUAGCUGGCAUUGAAGAUGAAUCAACGCUUUUUGAGAUGAAACAUUAUGACGAUAGCCUCACUAUGGCUGCGGUCAAAAUUGGUGCAGACGUGGCAGGAGCACCUUUGGACGCUGCUUUGGAACUUUUUGGUAGUUAUUUCGUGGACUAUGCUGCCGGGGCCGGAUUCAUCCGAUUGCUUCGUUCUUUGGGUCCUGAUUUGCAUCAGUUGUUGAGCAACCUGAACAUCUUGCAUCACAAUGUCGAGAGGGAUCUGCCAGCUGCGGUGUUUCCCAUCUUUGAGGUAAGCCAAGUGGAGUGGAUCAAUGACUACAAAUACAGAUUCAGGAUGGACUAUGCCAGCAGCCGAGCAGGUCUUGGUCCUUUGCUGAAAGGUGCACUUCAUCAGGCCACAAACAAGCUCUUCAAUUCAACGCUGGAAAUAUCUGAGCUGAGUGCAGAGGCGUUGAGGAAGAUGAGUUUUUUACCAUCUGCUGAAGCCUCUCAUGAGCUCCACUGGAACCUGACAGUGACGAUCAACCAGGAGAAACCUGACUUCGACGCCACGCCAUCAACAACAGCAACAUCAGCACCAAGCGCUGCAGAAGCGUCCUUCAGCUUCUUUGAUUUUCAUUCAGCAUUGGCAUCAGCGUGGUGUUGCUGCGCACAGAGUCAGAAUGAUGAGAUCAUGGUGACUGUUCCAACUCAGCCAGUUGUCCAGGAGGAUUGGGUGAACGAUGUCAAGAUGGUUUUGGCGGAGAAGCGGAGCAGAAUUGAAGGUGUUACGGCAACGUAUCCCAGCUCUUCAGAUGGCAAACAUCAGUAUUUCUCAAUGAACGCGAUGGACCGCAUCCGGGUGGGCGCUACACUCUUCAGGGCCUGCUCAGCUGAUUUGGUGUCGUCACCGUGGACGGAUCUGCCUGAGAUGGAGAAGACGGAAUUCUUCUGGGGAGCCUACACCAAACUCGACAACUUUUAUGCCAUUUCCAAGGAUUGGCUUGUGGAGUCCCAGACGAUGAAUGGACAGAUGAAAUUUCACAAGAAGGGCAAGAUCCGCUUCCUCUCGCAGUCCUGGGGCAUUCCAAAGGAAUGGGAUGACCUGAUGGGAGCAGGAUCCUAUGCAGAGGCCAAGGCCGCGGAAAUCUGCUGCGUGGCCAAAGACAUCGCGGCUCGAGAACUGGGUAGCACCAGCAGGUGGAAAGAGGUACACUUCUGGGUGGACAAAUGUUGCAUUCCGCAAGGUGAUCAGGAGCUCACUGGCUGGUGUGUGAAUCUGCUGGAAGAAUACAUCAUUUUCUGUGAUGGUUUGGUGGUACUGGUGCCCUGGACCUACUUCACCAGGCUUUGGUGUGUGUACGAAUGGGUUUGCUUCUUGCUGUGCCAUGACCCGAUGGACAUCGAAAUUUGCGCCGAUCCCUUCGUGCGUGAGAGCACGUUGCCACUCUUCAUCGAUGCCAUCGGCAACUUCAAGCUGUCCAGCUGCCAAUGUUUCCGCGAGGCAGACAGGCCAAUUCUCUACAACAAGGUGGAGAAAUAUUACAAGUCCAUUGAUUCCUUUGAGAAGUUCCUGAAGUUCACCGCCAUCGCUCUCUUCGUGCGUUGCACUGCGCAGCGGCGCUCCGCCAAGGCCGUCUCGGCGUUGGAGCCAUGGCGAUACCUGGCGGAGCGUCAAGGCUUUAGCGCCCUUGCCGACCGCAUUUCAGAGAUGAUGCAAAAGCUGCCGGAGUGGCGUGAGGGAGCUGUGAAGAGUGCCACUGGCGGCGGGACAAAUGAUGUGCAAACGGCAGUCUUGCAGCAAGUUGAAGAAUGGUUCAAGGCCAAGAUGGUUCCAAUGAUCGUGCAGAUGAGAAAGGAGUCCGCCACCGAGAGCGGUCUGAAGUUCAUUGAGGAGCUUCGAAAAGCUGCGAAAGAAGUAGUUUUCCAGGAGAAUGCCUGUGAGCCAAUCGAGGAAGCAGAUCUCUGAUGACUCAUCAAAAAGUGGUUGUUGUGUAUGCCUGCCAUUGAUGGAUUUCCCAUCUGAAUUUCAUUUGAAAUUCCAUAUUUUCGAUGUUCAGUUUCCAUGCACGGCAGAUUGGGACUUGCAGCAAAGCUGUGUUAAAGGUCCCGAAGGAUUUUCCUAUACCGACUGCGAGACUUUGCUCUCUGAAGCAAAGAUCUCGUUGCCUUUGGAGGAGUGUGCAAUUCGUAUUGUCCAAGACGAUUCGAUGUGCACUUCUUUUUUUUUGGCUCAGAGAUAAUUCUCUUUGCAUUUUUGCUGCUUAAUUUUCUGGGAUACCUCCCCCUGGAGUGACACAGAUGGCAAUAUUAGUUCUGGAACAAGUUCGGAGAUUGCCAAAAUCUUUGAAGGAUGGCAGCUGGCCUGCCUAUUUUUGCUGACGCCAAAUCCUUUGGAUUUAGAUCUUGUAUUGGUGUGUUUUGCAAGAUCUGAGUUGCUCAGAGAUGCCAAAGCAACUCUUUGAGCCGUCUAUGAUGUGUGUUCAGGACGCGUUCAAAA
Molecule: messenger RNA, 2586 nt
Organism: Cladocopium goreaui
Lineage: Eukaryota; Dinophyceae; Suessiales; Symbiodiniaceae
Source: the annotation of a GenBank genome assembly